Messenger RNA from Homalodisca vitripennis (glassy-winged sharpshooter), 539 nucleotides. RefSeq lists its product as uncharacterized. Bases 46 to 411 code for a protein of 121 amino acids. NCBI's taxonomy places the organism in Eukaryota, Metazoa, Arthropoda, Insecta, Hemiptera, Cicadellidae. The transcript has 2 exons. The record is from RefSeq and is a predicted model, not a curated record.
UGGGAUAAGAAGUGGCUUGUUGCUGGCUUAGUAGUUACGUAAGAGAUGCAGUGCGAUAUAACAGUCGAUGUAAUGUGCAAUAUAGCUAGUAUGUUUCCUAGUAAACCUAUCUCCAGUCUACCGUUCGCUCUCAGUGCACUGACCACAGUUCUGGCUACAGUCAGUAUAUCCUCAGAUGAAGAGGUUAAUGCUCUGGACGAGUAUGAUAAAGUAUUGUAUGAAGAUUGCACUGGUUGGCUUUCUCAGACUGGGAAUGCUGCAAGGGAACUGUGUGUCGCUGGCGGGGGCUUGUUAAGGAGUACCGCUGCGAGAGAAUUUACCCUUGGCCCUUUGACCGCUGGAUCCCCCCUGCCCACAGGACUCCGAUUCCCCCUACUCAUGUUCCUCCCCCACCACGAUGGCUAUCUUUGAAGGAUUUCGUGCCUUACUUUAGAUAAAGGUUAUUUUAUUAAUGUGAACAACUGUGCCUCAUGUUAACUAGACUGCUUCAUACUUCAACUUAAUGUUCUUUAAUAAAAUGAGUGAUUUAAUUGUUAAAA